AUGGAUCCUAUGAUCCCCACAGUAAGCCCAGCAGAAGCUCAUCCGGACUCAUGCGUGGGACAAUGUGCAUUCGCAUUCGUGGAACGCAUCCGAAAUCAAUUGGGCAACACCAAAACAGUGUCUUUACUGCAGCUUAACUACAACGAAUUCCUUACGGCGUUCUCGAACACAACGUUCUUCGAAAACUUUUGUGUAAUCUACCACAAUUUUCAACAUUGUGCAUCAAGGUGUGAGCCUGGAUAUCUACAUCAACUUCUGAUGAAGAGUGCGGAAAUUAUUGAUCACUACUGCGUCUAUAACUUUGAUGCGAUACGCACUAAGUUCCCAUGCCUUGAGAACGUCGAUUCAAAUGUGGAUUGCAUCAAAUCCUGCACACAUCACCACGAUGCAGUAGCAUCAUUGAUCAAUAACUUCCGUCACCUCGCUAUGAACGGUGACUCGACGCGAGCGGAACACUAUCUUGCUGAAAGUUGCGAAUAUGUCACAUGCACCCUGCACUGUGAUGUGCCACCAAUCGCCCAUCGCUGUGGCUUCGAAACAGCUAAUCUUGUCGUCGAUUUAACACGACGAUCAUUUGCAAGUAUGGAGAAGUUGGCAUUGGACACCAAUGUUGUUAGCAAAUGGCCGGCGCUUUGCUCAGAUAUCAAGACGUACCGGCUUCCGACGCCAGCGUUCCCGCCUAAAGAGACGGGUGUGGUUGCUCAGAGCCAAGUAAAUACAACAGGUAAAACCAACUUCACAACUCCCCAAAUAGGUGCGAUGACCAGCACAGCAAAUAUGCAGAGCAUUUUUACAGCGGAUCAAGACGAAGUGAAAAUUGAAGAUGUUUUGGAUUAUCUUGAAAAGGAAAUCAAUGCGAAGAAGUUUGUAGACGCAGUCUUAAAAAGUCGUGUCAAGUUUGAGAACCAUCCUAACCGGAGACAAUGCGAUAUUGAUGUUACGAAACCACACAAAUUGGGGAAAACACAUCAUAAUCAAGCAGACGAAGCAGACCUUGGAAGUCGAGGCACAGCAGCAAGCCUCAUUAGUGAGCAUGAUCUGGUUAGAGGACUAAGAUAG
Molecule: messenger RNA, 1059 nt
Organism: Necator americanus (New World hookworm)
Lineage: Eukaryota; Metazoa; Nematoda; Chromadorea; Rhabditida; Ancylostomatidae
Exons: 10
Coding region: 1-1059 (352 amino acids)
Source: RefSeq, a predicted model, not a curated record